ACUGAAAAUUUCUUGAAUGAAACUGGAUAAGAGACUAUGUAGGGGCUAAUAUAGAAGAUAAUUUUCAAUUUAUUUAGGUAUAUAAAGUGCAUCGCAGUAUGCCGGUGACAUCGGACGUGCCUGGACAAUUCGUAGAAAUUAUUAUAAUUUUCUCUAAGCGCUGCAUCAGCCGCCGCGCGGCCCAUACAUACUUUUAAAAUGUGCUCCUCUCCUGUGAAAUGCAUUCGGAUGACCGAUGAACUCGUAGCGAACCAGUUCCUGACGUUCCUCUACUUAUUCUUUUAUGAAUAAAAAAUAUGGUUUAUUCAAUUAAUUUAUUAUUAACUUACAUUGUCAUUUGUUUAUUUUUUUAUUAUACCGCAAAUAUACUCUGUGGUUCAUACCAUUCAAACUACUGUUAAAAAUACUGGAUACCCACAUAAAUCAAAAACAAAUUUUAAAGUUACCUUCAUCGUAGUAAUUAAUAUAGUAAUAUGAGCCUUCACGUACAACCAGGAAUACUUACGAAUACUUAUCGUGAAAUAAUUAUAAGGAUCUGCAAAAGUAACAAAUAAGUGAUAAUGGAUGGUACUGCUGUAAAAGUGAGCGAAAUAUUUCGUGAAGUGGGAAUUGCGUUCAGUACAUUAUCUGAGAUUACGAUUUUGUUACAACACACAGAAGAAUCUCCACCCGGAGGAAAAUGGACGGAGGAAGGAGUGGAAAUGCUUAGAGGCUGCAUUAAGCGGUUUGCAGAGGAAUUGAAUAAGAUAACUCACCAUAUAAAAACUCGAACCAUGUAUCAUCUAAGACGAUUACUUGAGAUGGACAGUGGAGUAAUCCGUGAUGUUAGCAGUUCUCCACCCGGAGCUCCUCCACCGCAGGUGCAGCAAGCACCAGAGCCCGCACCGCUGCCGGAGCCUCCCACACCGACACUGACCAUCAACCACUAUUUGUACGGAUUUGAUGAUAACAACACCGAGGAUGACUUGCUGCAGUCAUUUAAUCCAGGAAUAGUACCUCCUUUCCCACCAGAACAGAUUCUGCAACCAGAGAGGUCUGAACCCUCGCCUCUAUUUGAAUUUGAAGAUAUACAGCUCGAUCAGAUUAAUUUAGAUCGAAUAAAUCUGCUUGUGCCGGAUCUGUUGAAAGCCUUAGAUGACUUUGCAAUGCCAACUUCAGCUGAGCCUGAGCCAAAUCAAAACGUGCAUCCGCUUCCGCAGGAUAUUCGUCAUGAAACUCCUAUGGCUAACAUUGCCACGCAUUAUGCGGAACCUGCGGCCACCGAGAAUGGCAAAGAAGUAUCCGGUGCCUUCAGUAGCAUUCGUAAUGAAGCACAAAGCUCCCACAACGGCCCCGGUCAAUGUAAUUCAUUUCAUAUCAGCAUACGUCCGAACGAUAUAAAAUGGGAUUUGAAUAACACAGAAGCGAAAAUUGAAGCAGUGAAAACCUCACCGCCACCAAAUCGGCAGAUUACGUGGCUUAAACCUGGAGAAACAAGUGGCCAUCAGUCUUCCUACGCUGGCCAAAUUAAAAUAAAAGAAUUGCCUGAUCUAACAGGCCCAUCAGGUUCGAGUCGAAACGAUGAAAGACCAUUCAACAUUUUUAAAAAUCGGCAGGCUGAAACUACACCGUCUACCACUUUCAAAGCACCAGAAACCAAGGAAGAAAGCAAACCCAAGGAAACAUUCAACUUUUUUAAAUAUGCGCAAGCUAAACAACAAGAAGAACAAUCGAAUAUGUUUAAGUUUCCGCAUGAUUCUAAAGAUAUUGAUAAAAACAAGGAAGAAUCACCCAGCCGUAACAGAAAUGAAGACAACAAACCACGCCGCUUUUUCAAUUUUCGCCAGCCGGCAGAACCACGUACAAGUAGUGGUUUUGGGUCGCUUGGAAAUCCUAGUUCUCGGUGGAUGGACGAAGUUUCGGACGACGCUUCAACAGCUCAGACUUUUGAAAGGUCUCAUAGUCCACUUGAAAUCGACGUGAAAGCUACAUUCUUACCUAUUCGAGCUGACAAUAAGAUAGAACCUUUUAACAGGAACAAACAAGUUCAGCCGUUAGUUGCCCGUCGCUCUCGCAGGUUGAGCCAAACAACUCCGACAACUCCAACAACACUAACAACACCAACAACUUCAACAAUUCCAACAAGCGAACCGACUGGUCCCUAUGAUUUUCUUGUCCCUGCUGCCGAAAACAUUCCUGCGGCUGCGGCUGCUCGCAAGCAGGAACAAAAACCAAGGUCGCGUCGCAGAAAGGCUCCAGCUGCAAAGAGUGGAGAGGGAACUCCGGCUAAGCGAAGCCGAAAAAACUCUUCGGGUCCCUCCGGAAAAGCUUUAAAAAAUAAGAAAAUGCCAAAAAAGGAAUAAAGAGCCUAAGUCUGGUAUAGUUAUCGGCACGGAUAUUGAGCCCUGACCUUACCUGCGCAGAAGCGAUGCAUUGGUCUAUUGCCGAUCCCCACUCUUCCGCCGAGAGCUCAAUAUCCGUGUCGAUAACUGUAAUAAAUGUAACGAAAUAUUGUAUUAGUCUCUAUCGAUGCUCAAGGAUAGCAUUCAAAGUGAUGUGGUUGUGUAUAAUUGCCACUAGCCAUAAGCUGUGCUGGCAAGUGCAGAACCUUUGAGAUUUAAUCUUUUGUAUAGUUGUAAGAAAAUAUUUUACUUAUUCAGAGAGAAUGGACUUGAAUAUACUCAUGAUAUCCUAAAGGUUAUCAUGAAUACAAUCGUUUUAUUAGAAGAACCAAAAAUUUAGUUUUUGGCAUUUCUAUAUGUAUGUUAAAAAAAACUUAAACGUCUCAAUAAACUAGGCACAUUUUAGCAUGCAACAAUUUUGCAAAAUGCAAAGCUGUAUCCUAAUUAUACCACAAAUUCUAGAACAGUUAUGUACUAGGCAUGAGUGAAAAUCAAUUAAACAUCUUUAACCAUAGUACCUAGUAUGGUUACGUAGUAGUUUUUUCGAUUAUAUAGUUGUAAAUGUAAUUGCAAAUCUGUGUGUCGAAUUUUACUUAAAUACGUUUUACCUUGUAGUUCAAUAUUAAAUUAGGUUUCUCAGAUGAUCUUAAUGAAGCGAAAAACGCUAUACGAAUUUAUAUUAAGACAAUUCGCUGAGAAAAAAAAAACUCAUUCAGAUAAUUGUUAGCAAAAAGUCAAAACUACUUAACUAAUAAAAAGACUUAUGUUUGUACAUAUCCUAAAAAGAUCAAAACUGUCAUAGACUUUCAAUCUGUCAAAUUAUUUCCUUCCAUUUAUUCUAUUAUAUAUAGGAAAUGACAAUGAUAUAAAUGUAAUGUUUAGCGUCUCUGUAUUACAUAGAUUGUCUCGAGCAGAAAAUUAAAAAAAAAACAAUGUUAAUGUCAUGUAUUAUACUUUCCACGUGUUUAUUAGGUACUGAUCAAUUGUGCCAAAACGCCAGGUACGAAUCACUCACAUUUAGAUAUGGUUGAUCCAUUUUGUGUUAUUUCCAGUUUGAGUUAGACUCGCACAUCUAUGUAUGUAAAUACAUAAAUACAUCACGCUUGUCUACUUAAACUGUGAUAGUAACCUGUGGUAUUUCAAUAGCUAUUAUAAUAAAUACACGGAGGUUUGUGAGUCGUUUGUAUGGCCAUGGCCUAGCUUUUAAGUAUAAUGAUAGUUGUAGGUUUAUUACUGUAUCUAUGAACUUAUUCAAAGAUUCAGUGCUACAUAUAUGUGCGUUUUAAAAAAAAUAUAUGUAGGUAUUGCCGAUCUUGUAGAGACCCUUCCGUAUGAAAUGUAUUUCAACCCAAAGGAAUGGUAUAAAGAAGGCAGAACAAUAAAGAAACUACGACAUAACAACAUAACAAAAAACAACGAUAUGUAUGUGAUUUUGAGAAGAAAAAUAUUCGCGGCGAAUGUUUAGGCAGGGAACAAUGAAAACAAAAUAUUAUAUUUUGUAAAAAAAUACCACGAUUACACUUUUGAACGCGGUUCGCAGAUUUAGGAAGUGAUAGAGUAUUGAAUUAUGGUAAUGUUUUUAUGAUUAUUUUCGAAAUUGGAUUUCUAUUGGAAUUCUCAGUCUAAACUCAAAAUCAUGAUUUUUUGAAAAAUAUAACUCGUUUUUCGAAGCUAAAUAAUAUUGAUCGAUUACCAAAUCGUGGCUAAAAAAACAAUAUUAAGUUGCGUUUUCCGUUUCGCAGUUAAAACGAAGUUCUCCUUUCAAUCAUUAAUGUUAACAAUUGUUGCCGAAAUUAACCAUAAAACUUAUCUAUUUACUGAAUUUUCUAUCUUUAAAGAGUAUGCGGACCAUCGGUUAUAGUACUAAAUUAUAUUUAUUAGUAACGCGAUCUUGUGAUAAAGCUCUAAGAAGGGCAAUUAACUUGCGAGACUGACAGUAGUAGGAUUGGGGGCGGGGGGGUGUAAUUUCAGAACUGAAGUGUGAACGUUGAUCAAGUAAUUAAUUAAUCAAGUUUCAAUAUCUCCUAGGUUCAUUAAAACUGAUUAACUAAUUACUGUUCUAAGAAUUGGUUAACAUUUUUCAACACAUUGUACAUAAAUUCGAUAUCAAUCUUUAUUUUUCACGUCUUUGAAAAGUUCAAAGUAAGUCAAGGUUUAGGUCGUUUGUAUACGUGGCUUGUAAUGUAAAAACGGUUACAGGGGUUCAACAAGCCCAGCAGAAUUAUUGUAAUUGUAAUAAAUUAUUGCAUUGUCGUCCUUAUAUAUAAAAAGUCUGUCAAUUUUUAAUUUUAUGUCGUUUAAACAGGUUUAUAUUUUAAGACUAAUUUAUUAACUAAUGAAUGUCCUAAAAUUAUUUGAUAAAUAUUACAUAAUAGCUAUUACAAUGAUGACCUAGAUGUAAAUUAAUGUAUUCUUUAAACAUAUUGAUGUCAAUGAAUAUAAAUAAAAUGUCAAUAGGUACUAUGUAUUUAUCCCUACCUAUGUAGUAACUGCGGUUUCAAAAAUCUGGUUGUCUUUUCUUAUUGGACAAACGCAGGGUUCUUUCAAAACAUAUUCCUAAUGUAACCUAAUUGUAAAUAUAUUUCAAAAUUUUUCUUCUUAUUGUAACAAAAGAACGUGAAUGACCAAAUCUAUGUGGAAUUCCGUCUAAUGUUAUUGCACAAUAAAUGUUUAUUUAUUA
This is a messenger RNA of Helicoverpa armigera (cotton bollworm), 5061 nucleotides long. RefSeq lists its product as uncharacterized. The transcript has 5 exons. The record is from RefSeq and is a predicted model, not a curated record. Bases 561 to 2342 code for a protein of 593 amino acids. NCBI's taxonomy places the organism in Eukaryota, Metazoa, Arthropoda, Insecta, Lepidoptera, Noctuidae.